CUCCAAUAAGGCGUGGGGUUGACGAAGUGGAAGGGGAGUCCUCUACCUUUGCGGCCGCCAGCAUCGUUUCCGCUCCUUUGGGCAAUGCAUCUGAAUGCGAUCCGUACGAGGAUGAUCGUCGCACACCGCCGAGAAAAAAUUGGAAUGUCAACACUUGGCUGGACAGGCUCCACUUGUUUCCCAGCGCCCGUCGAGAUGGCGCCCCUGUCGACCUUGAAGGUAGGUGCGAUGAAGCCAAUGAGCAAGUUCCACUUCCAGUAUCGUCGAUUGAAGAAGUUGUGGUCAGCCCGGACGAUAUCAUUAUUGCUGUCAUGGGUCCCACCGGCGCCGGAAAGACCACAUUCAUCGACUGCGCACUUGGAAGACCCGAUGCUGAUUGUGGGGCGACUUCCCAUACAAAAGAAGUGCGCCCUGUCCGAAUUCCCCACUUCGACGGCGUUCGCGACAUUGUUUUGGUUGACACACCAGGAUGCAACAAUUCAUUCAUGACAGAUUUCCAGGUUCUCUGGGAAAUUGCAGAGUGGUUGAAUGCGGUGUAUAGAAAAGGCGUUAAAUUGAGCGGUAUCCUAUAUUUCCAUCGGAUUUCAGACACCAGCAUUCAAGAGGCACCGUCAAGGAACUACAACAUUUUCAAAGAACUAUGUGGCAAAGACAACUGCAAGAAUGUCAUAUUCGUUACCACGAUGUGGGAUCAAGUAUGGGAAGAGUUCGGCUCGGAACGCGAACAGGAUCUACAGUCUGACUUCUGGCAGGCGAUGAUCAGUCUAGGAUCCACCACUCGCCGCUUCGAAAGGACCACCGAAUCUGCUUGGGAUAUAAUUAACUCGGUUGCUAUUUCACCGCUGUCUGAGCGCCGCCCGCUUCAAAUCCAACGGGAAAUGGUAGAUAAACAUCUAUCGCUUGACAGAACAUCUGCAGGAAGAACGAUUUUAGACAGGCUUCUCAGUCUCAGGCCCCGCUCCGAAGGGCUUCUCGCACGGAUUAAAAAGGCUACAGGGAGGCCGAGUUAUCGGACGACGAAGAUCACUGUCACCUUCACCUAUGAUCCCACCGAUGCGGAGUCCGUUGAGACAGGAAUAUACAGUUCUGGAACUUGCAGCGUGGAAGGUUAUCGAAGUGCUUUGCCGCAGAUAACAACUACUUUGCGGACCGCCUUUGACGCACCAGAAGUUGCCCAUAUCGAUUAUCUGAAGGACGCAAUCGCACCAUGUCUUAGCAUUGCUCUGUCUAUUGAGACCAUGACGGGAACGCACCAUGCGCAUUUCCAAGUUUUGGAAACCGCUACGCUGCUGAUAAAUGCUGCCGUUGACCGUGCGAAAGAGGCGACGUUCUCGCCAAAUAUACAGGCAGCGGUCAGCAAGUUUGCGAAGUAUGAUGAUGACGAAUGUCACAUGUAUAAACUUAAUACCUUGCCAGGGAAAUAAACCAGGUGCAGGAAAUCAUCCAGGAUCUCGCCCAAAGGACACCUGAAGCACGACGUGUCCUUCAAUCGACAGAUGUCCGUAUCAUUUCUUUCUGCGCACAUUCGAUACGCCAGGUGCGCGAGGUCCUCACGUCGGCAUCCUCCAUAAAAUAUGACCUCCGUGGUAUCGACAAAGGUUUGGUGGCCCUGAAACGGGCCUUGGAGAUUGACAACUGCAGUUGCGGCAUUCCCGUAGAGCCAGAGCAAGCCCUUUCACCCUAAAUACCAUAUUGUAAGCGGCUGCGUCAACAUCUCACUCUCCAGGCAAGGUUUGGGCAACCGCCAUUGAUCGUAUUAC
Messenger RNA from Pisolithus orientalis, 1760 nucleotides. RefSeq lists its product as uncharacterized. NCBI's taxonomy places the organism in Eukaryota, Fungi, Basidiomycota, Agaricomycetes, Boletales, Pisolithaceae. Bases 312 to 1424 code for a protein of 370 amino acids. The transcript has 7 exons. The record is from RefSeq and is a predicted model, not a curated record.